UUUAUUGCUUUUACUUGAUAUCUGAUGGAUUAAAAGUCCAUUAAAUAUCCCUAAAUUUUGCACAACACAACUGCAUUAUAAUUACAGCUGUCAGGUCACCAUUGGCCAUUCAUUAUUUUCAUUCAUCAAAACGGUUUCGAUCAUGAUGACAUCCUGUGGGAUUAGGAAUCUAAUGGGAAAGAAAAUUUCGAAAAAGUAAAGUUUGCAGAGUUGGACUCCUCAUAAGAACAAUAUAUUAAGAAUGAAAAGUUAAAGCUGGUGUGGAGAAAAUGGACCCAGAGGGUAAACUGAGGAGGGAGUGGUCCUUCUGGCAGUGUGACCCAUGCCCAGCACUAGCUUUCUUUCAUCUUGCUUUUAUACUCCUCAUUGCAUAAUCAUAGCUAUUUAGGGACUGUGCCAAAGCCGGCUGACAGCCAUGUGUGGGUUGCCUAAUUACAGUAAACUGAGCUUUGGCCACUUGGUAGCCAAUUUUCUCUUUAUAAAGGAAGGUCUACUGAUGAUUUGUAUAAUCAUCAUCAUCAUUAUUAAUACCUCAAAGGCAGCCCCACACAGAAGUGUUGAGAAUUGGUGGGAUAGGACAUGGGCGGGUCCAGUGUGUACCUGUAAAUACCUGUCAUCACAGCACAGGCUCGCCUCUCUGAAGGCAGUUCUGGAGUGGUUUCAAUCUGUUCAUUCUUUCUCUUUCACAUCCUAGCCUGGGAUUUACUCUAUAUUUAACUUCUGCUCACCUCUCUGGAAGAUUCUGGCCGGCGCCAUGACUGAUGAGGAGCUGUCUGCCUUGGUGGUGGACAAUGGGUCAGGGAUGUGCAAGGCAGGCUUUGGUGGUGACGAUGCCCCCCGAGCUGUGUUCCCCUCCAUGGUGGGGCGUCCCCGGCACCAGGGGGUCAUGGUAGGCAUGGGCCAGAAGGACUGCUACGUGGGAGACGAGGCCCAGAGCAAGAGAGGCAUACUGACCCUGAAGUAUCCCAUUGAACAUGGAGUGGUCACCAACUGGGACGAUAUGGAGAAGAUCUGGCACCACACUUUCUACAAUGAGCUCCGCGUGGCACCAGAUGAGCAUCCCAUCCUCCUCACCGAGGCACCCCUCAACCCCAAGAUCAACCGGGAAAAGAUGACCCAGAUCAUGUUCGAGGCCUUCAAUACACCUGCCAUGUAUGUGGCUAUCCAGGCUGUACUGUCCCUCUAUGCCUCUGGAAGGACCACAGGCAUCGUGAUGGAUUCUGGGGAUGGGGUCACGCACACUGUACCCAUCUAUGAAGGUUAUGCCCUGCCCCACGCCAUUCUACGUUUAGAUCUGGCUGGCAGAGACCUCACUGAUUACCUCAUGAAGAUCCUGACAGAACGAGGCUACAACUUCACCACCACAGCUGAGCGGGAGAUUGUUCGCGAUGUCAAAGAGAAGCUGUGCUAUGUGGCCCUGGACUUUGAGCAAGAGAUGGUCAGUGCUGCCACAUCCUCCUCACUUGAAAGAAGCUAUGAGCUCCCUGAUGGGCAGGUGAUCACGAUUGGGAAUGAACGCUUUCGAUGCCCUGAAGCCAUUUUCCAGCCUUCUUUUCUGGGCAUUGAGUCCAACGGGAUCCACGAGAUGACCUUCAACUCAAUCAUGAAGUGUGACGUGGAUAUUCGCAAGGAUCUAUAUGCCAACACGGUGCUAUCUGGAGGUAGCACUAUGUACCCAGGCAUUGCCGACCGGAUGCAGAAGGAAAUCGUAACCCUGGCACCAGGCUCCAUGAAAAUCAAGAUCAUAGCUCCCCCAGAGCGGAAGUAUUCCGUCUGGAUAGGAGGCUCCAUUCUGGCCAGCCUGUCCACAUUCCAGCAGAUGUGGAUCAGUAAGCAGGAAUAUGAUGAGGCUGGUCCUCCCAUCGUUCAUAGAAAAUGUUUCUGAAUGGGCUUCCACGCUAAUGGGCUUACAUUUUCUCUUUUUCUAGGUCAGAGUGAUGGUACUGCUUUAUCCACUUUCAAUUGAGUCAAGGUAAAUAGUCCACUCUUGCUAGUGUGUAAACCAACAAACUCAUCUCCAUCCAAGGAUGGUGGCCUCCUGCUCAACUACCCACAUCUUGACCUCUAUCAACCUAAUUCUGAAACAUAUUCUAUUUUCCUCACCUAUAGAGUUCAAAGAAAUGUAGACCUCUUAAAUGAAAGUAAGUAAUGAGUAAAAUCCUAAGAAAUGUCCUCUCAGAAUAGAUAACUAGAAUUUCCAAGCUGUAAAAACUAGUUCUUGCUUAAAAUAUUUAACAAUAGGCUGUACAACCCUGUAAAAAAUGUGUAUGUAUUUAACAAACAUAUCUUAUGAGUAUUUUCGCUUUAUUUUACUAUUUUGUGUAGAUAUCAUGAAUUAUAAGGGUGAAUAAUAUCCAUAUGUACAUAAGUACCAGGGAAAUAAAAUAUUAUAUCUUGAAAUAUA
Equus caballus (horse) is the source of this 2404-nucleotide messenger RNA. RefSeq names its product actin beta like 2 (gene ACTBL2). The record is from RefSeq and is a predicted model, not a curated record. Gene Ontology annotation, cellular component: glutamatergic synapse; actin filament. Gene Ontology annotation, molecular function: structural constituent of postsynaptic actin cytoskeleton. NCBI's taxonomy places the organism in Eukaryota, Metazoa, Chordata, Mammalia, Perissodactyla, Equidae.